Molecule: messenger RNA, 375 nt
Organism: Rubroshorea leprosula
Lineage: Eukaryota; Viridiplantae; Streptophyta; Magnoliopsida; Malvales; Dipterocarpaceae
Source: the annotation of a GenBank genome assembly
AGAGUAAAAUCUACAAACUGACACAGAGCGCUUGUACAUAGUUAAGAUGUGGUUCUUAAGAAAUCCAGUGAAGAUUGAAGGAACUGAGUUCUUUAAUAAGAGGGCUAUAUACAUCAGUAAUCAUGCAUAUCCCAUAGACAUUUUCCUCAUAAUGUGGUUGACUCCAACAGGGCACUGUUGGCAUUGCAAAGGAAGAGGUGAGUAUUACCACUGUAAUUUAUGCAUCCUAGAUUUGCCCAAAGGCUUUAACUAGCAAGGUUUCCUUAGCAACCUGCUUUGCAAAAUUGUACUACAUCUUCUACCUGCAAUUAAUGGAUCAAUUAAACCACAAAGAGUAAACAUUUCUCAUUUAAUCAAUAAAUAAGAGUGUUGGAA